Molecule: messenger RNA, 1254 nt
Organism: Phytomonas sp. Hart1
Lineage: Eukaryota; Euglenozoa; Kinetoplastea; Trypanosomatida; Trypanosomatidae
Source: the annotation of a GenBank genome assembly
AUGCAGAGUUAUCGAAUAUUAGGUCGAAAAGGAGAGGGUACCUUCAGUGAGGUCUUCAAGGCACAAGACAAGAAUAGCAAAACGCUUGUUGCCAUAAAAUGCAUGAAGAAGCGUUUCAGUUCCAUGGAGCAAGUGAAUAAUCUCCGUGAGAUUCAGUCGAUUCGCAGGCUGCAAUCCCAUCCCAACAUUGUAAAGUUCAUUCAUGUUCUGUUUGAUCGCUCCUCGGGGAGUCUAGCGUUAGUAUUUGAACUGAUGGGGAUGAACCUUUACGAUCUGAUCAAAUCUCGAAAGGACUACCUUCCGGAGGAGCAAAUCGCCUACCUGAUGUACCAAAUUCUAAAGGGUUUGGAGCACAUCCACAACAGCGGGAUGCUGCAUCGCGACAUCAAGCCGGAAAACCUGCUGAUUAACCUAGAGGACAACACCCUGAAGAUCGCGGACUUCGGGUCGGCGCGGAGCGGGCGUGGGAACGGGCCCUUCACGGAGUACAUCUCCACCCGCUGGUAUCGCGCCCCGGAGUGCCUGUUAACGAACGGGUGUUAUAAAUCCAAGAUGGAUAUCUGGAGCGUGGGGUGCGUUUUCUUUGAGCUCUGCACCCUUUAUCCGCUCUUUCCCGGGUCCAAUGAGCUGGAUCAGAUUCACAGGAUUCAUAGUGUGUUGGGCACCCCGCCGCUCGGGGACCUGUUUUGGUUUAAGGCGGCGGGGCAACACGGGCUGGUGGAUUGCGUGCCGAGGACGGGCAGCGGGCUCGCGGCGCUCGUCCCGAACCUCUCCGCGUGCGGGAUGAACCUCAUGACGAAGCUUCUGGCGUACAACGAGUGCGAGCGCUCGACCGCCAAGGAGGCUCUACGGCACCCUUAUUUUAAGCGCUUUCGCGAGAUGGAUCUCACGCAGGGCUCGGGGCGGCGUCGGCAUCACCACCGCUCCUCCAAACGUGCAACCUUGGAGUUGAACGAGAGGAGCUUGCGCGAUACCUUGAAGAAACCCACCAUCUCCGCAAGGGAUCCUCCCACGGAGAAGUUUAUGCGCACUUCCAUCCAGCAUUCGAGCAUCGCGCAGGAACUUCACCGGGAGUACCAGCUGCCGUAUAUCGGGACGCCGCCUCUGGAGGUGAAUAGCUCAUCGAAUAUUACGGUAAAUUGUAGUUGUAAACAUUCGCGAAUUCAUUCAUCAAAGCUCGAAGAGCUUACUAAUAUUUCGAAUUUGAAUUUCAGCGAUAAAAAAAAACGACGACAUAGCUUGCCCAAGAUAUAA